AGCUCCUGCAUUUGUACGCUCAAAAAAUGGCUUGUCUUUUGUCUAUUUAAGACGGCACACAGUCGCUCCAGCGCACUACACUGUGUUUAAUGAAUAAAAUGUGAUUGACACGAGCGCAACGUGCACACCACAAGCGAAGCGCAGUACGCAUACCGAAUUCGGUCAAAGACUGCAAGAACACUCAACGAAGGCGUGAGCAGGGGGAAGGGAGCUCGGUAAUUCACACUAGAGCCCAAGCGUCUCGAACACCGAUUCCUCGCAAAAGUUGAUUCCUCCAAUCUGCGAGACAAUGAGGCCGGUGCGUGAGGGAGAGUUGACGAAAACCGUCUACACUCACAUACACGAGCAGCAAUAUGAGGACGCAAUACGAGUGCUGAACGAACAGAAUGCUACCAAGUCACGAGCAGCAGCGAGCUUGCUCGCAUACUGCUACUAUCAUAUUCAGGUAUUUUUGCACCUUCUUACAAGUCCUUCUUGUGGACGAUAUUGAUUGACAUUUACUAAGUGAUAUCACUUUUCAUUCUUGUUUUCUUGAUGAGGCCUACACCGUGCUACUAAUCUUGAAGGCCCGACUCAUUUACUGCGCAUCAGGACUUUGCGACUGCAGCCGGGUAUUAUCAGCAGCUAGCGGGCAUGUGUCCUGGGGUAGAAGAGUACCGAGUCUACUGGAUUCAGUCAUUGGUAAAAGCUGGGAUGUAUGAAGAGGCUGGCACUCAGCUGCUACAUCGCGGAGACAGCGAUGACCCUGAGUUGCACACACACUUGCAGCAUCUUCAGGCAGCGAUCCACUACGAGAAGGAGGAGCUCCAAUUAGCAAAAAACACCCUGGCGCAGCCAACCGCAGACACAGAUCCGGAGCAGAAGGCGGUGCUACAAUUAUUUCUUGUCGGGGACGUAUCUUGUAAUGUACCUAUCCAAAAGAGAAAGAUGUUUGCCCAAAGAUCUUUGUAGUGUUUUCACAAGAUGGAUGCUGUCUCUGUUGCUUCACCUCUCUUUUGUAUAUACCUACGCACUUCUUUUUCCAGAUAUUCGAAGCGUCUUUGUUGUGGAAAGAAAACCGGUUUGCGGAAGCACUCAAGGCCUAUCAAGAAGCGCAGGGAACUCUCGGCUUCGUUGCCUGCCUCGCCUACAGUAUGGCUUCAGCGUACUCGGCGUGCUUCUCCCCAUUUAGUAUCUAUUAUCACGGUCAGUGUGAAAGUGAAUCCCACCCCUAGUGUUAUACCUCUAAUCCGCACAUCGCGUUGUGCUUCUACGCUAUGAAACAAUACGGGCCAGCGCUUAAACAGCUAGCAGAGAUAAUCGAAAAGGCAGUGAGGGAUCAUCCUGAGCUUUCCGUAGGCAGUGACGCGCAAACGCGGAGUGUCGGGAAUAGCUCGGUUUUGAGGGAGUCUGCGCUUGUGGAGGCGUUCAAUCUCAAGGCGGCUAUCGAGUAUCAAAUGUAAGGCAUACUUACUUCAGAGGAUGAACUUCACUAGGUGAAUUAGGUGAGUUUAGUCUUAGUUAUCAAGGUCACCAACACAAACAGUAAUGUUGUGUGCUUGACGGACACGAAAGAUAUAAUUUGCAACCUCCCAACGCAAGAGAGAGCUUGCCAUCAACCAAUACCUGCCUCUAACUACCGGAGAACAAGGAAGCCGCAAGAGACGCGCUGCAAGAUAUGCCUCCACGAGACGAGAGCGAACUCGACCAGGUAACGCUGCAUAAUCUGGCCCUAAUGCGAGACAUGGAAGAGAAACCUAGCGAGGGCUUCCGAAAACUCAACUUUUUGCUCCAGCAGAGACCCAGUCCUCCUGAAACUUUCGUCAACCUUCUGCUCCUUUAUUGCAUUAUGGACGAGAACAUUCGUAGUUGGGAGUUUACUUCCAUCUGCACGCGCUUUUUCAUGUGGAGUUGUUCAAAAGCAGAUGCGGUUUCGAGUAAUCAUACGUAGUGUCUCCUCAUGCAAAAUGUCAUCCCCCUCUGCUUUCGCCCUCCCACCCUCGUCCUCUUUCAUCUUCGAGUACAACUACUACGACCUCGCUGCCGACAUAUUAGCGGAAAACAGCGACUUAACGUACAAAUAUUUGCAGCCAGGUGAGUAUGAGUUCCUAGAUGCGUUAAUACUGGCCCAGUCCGCACCAGAAGACGCUUUCAAGAGAUUCGAUGAACUUGCGGCCAAACACGUAGAUGCUUUGAGGCGAGGGACUAAAAACAUCCAGGACGCAAGGAGGCAGAGGGAUCAGCCGCUUGUCAAAAAGCAUCUAGCAGAGUUCGAUGAGGCUCUUGGUACGUUUCGAUUUUUGGCUAGAUAUCGAAGUCCGCGUCCGUUGACCUUCAUCUAGAGCCACAGCAUCAUGGGUACACUGGUACGCAUCAUUCAAACAAAAAUUGAAAUCGAUUUUCCCCAUACCUAUUAUUUCCAGGCAAGUACAUCCCUGUACUUAUGGGCCAAGCGAAGAUAUACUGGGACAUGGAGCGAUACGGCGAUGUCGAGAAGCUUUUUAGGCAAAGUGCGGAGUACUGCUCUGACGACGAGUCUUGGAAACUUAACGUUGCACACGUCUUUUUCAUGCAGGAAAAGUUCAAGGAUAGCAUCCGCUACUACGAACCAUUCGUUUAUGGCAAUGAAAAGUGUAUUGUUCUUUGAAGCUUCCCAUAGUAGUAAAUUCAUCAGGGUCACCUCUAGAGUUCGAUGCUGCACCCACACUUUUCCACAAAUAGUACUUCGCCAGCCUUCACCAUCUAAUCCCUACGAAAGCACCAGGACAAUCUGCUUUCUGUGACUGCAAUCAUUCUGGCGAACUUGUGCGUCGCCUACGUGAUGACUAGCGCAAACGAGGAAGCCGAGGAGCUCAUGCGUCUCGUGGAAAAGGAGGAGGAGCUCAAGUUAUGAUCAGAGCUUAGCCUUUUGCAUUUUCCUUGAGUGCCCCGCCGAGUACUAGAUGAUAAACUUCAGCAAUCCAUAGUCCUCGUUACCUACCAGAAUUAACUUAAAAAUGCUGACACCUCAUGCCUUUCCCACUUUCAAAACAAGACGCAUCCAAGCCGGUGUACCACCUGUGCAUCAUCAACUUGGUCAUUGGAACGCUUUACUGCGCCAAGGGCAAUUUCGAGUUCGGAAUUUCUCGGAUAAUCAAAUCCCUGGAACCGCACGAGCGAAAGCUGGGCGUCGACACUUGGUAUUGUGCUUCGGUCUGUUUUUGCCUUUUCUGCAGCCAUUGAUCAUCAUUCUGUACGCAUAUAAACUACUGUUCCCUCUUCCGGCACCACACACACACACACAGGAGGUGCUACAACGUAAGUAACAUCAUUCAUGAUCUUUCUCUAUAGGUACUACGCGAAGAGGUGUUUCUUGGCGCUGGGUGAGACACUCGGCAAGAAUAUGAUCUUGCUGAAGGACGAGGCGUUUGACGAUAUCUUGACGUUUUUCGACCAGGCCUCGCUUGUCGGGAAGAACAUUCAGGCCAGUCUCAAUCACCUAGACCAGGAUGACAGCACCAAAACGGUGGGUCGCGAGGCAAGGCUUCUCAAAAAAUUCUUCUUGAAAAUCACGCAAGAUAACUAAACAGAAAAGUCGCCUAGUUUUACGUCACCACGAGUAUGCUGUACUAGAUGUUGUGACUUGUGGGUGAUAGUUUUGUAAUUUCUUCCGGUUUCUGGUUAAGUAACUUCAAUUGAUUCCUUCCGAUUCUUCUCAAUCUUUAGUUUGAUUACUUCACGCGAUCGCGCCAGACGUACUUGGUUAUAAAUACUCGUAAGAAUGGGACUACUCCCGCCAAGACAGGGACCAAAAUCCUUCUAGCAAUGUCCGGA
Messenger RNA from Amoebophrya sp. A25, 3792 nucleotides. The record is from the annotation of a GenBank genome assembly. Lineage: Eukaryota; Dinophyceae; Syndiniales; Amoebophryaceae.